AUGGGUGACGCUGCCAGCCUGCAGGUGCCCUUCUUCACCUUCCCUCCCCAACAGCCCGGGGAACCUUCCACUCGCAAUUGGUAUCAAGAACUUCUGGACCAUCCGGAAUGUGCCAACAAUCCCGCCAAGAUACAAGAAGCCUACGAAUCCUUCCGAACCGCAAGCCUAGAGCGAUCGAUUGGCCUGCUCCGCCCGACAUCGCAGCGCAUCACUCCCGACAAAGCGCUCAUCCGCUACCUCAAGCUGCAAACCGACGAGACGGACGCAGCCCAGGAGAUCGAGCAGCUGAGCCAGCAAGAUGUGAAUUGCCUGGUCAUCUGGACGCGUCCCGACCCACCGAUCAUGCGCCUGCUCCUCGAUAUCCAGCGCCGGUUGUCGCGAUUCGUAGGGCCUGACCUCCAUCUCACCCCACCUGCAUCCCUCCAUCUCUCCGUCAUCGAGCUCUCCCACCGCCACCCGAUCGCCCACCUCCGCGAGGUCUACGCCCACAUCGGCGAGCCGCAACUCAAGGAGCUCCUCGACACCCCCCGCAACGAGUACCACCGAGACCAGCGGCACAUCGCCCGCCUCGUCAAGCCGAAACUCCUCUUCGACAAGCUAGGCGUGGCGAUCAGUUUCGUCCCUGCCGCUGCGGACGACGACGACGACGACGAGAGCCCGUACACGUAUCAUCAUCUCCGGAACCAGCUGCAUACGAGGGCGCUGACCACCGGGGUGAGCAUCGAUACGUGUUAUACGGCGCCGAUUGCGCACGUCACGCUCGGUCGGUUUGUGGGGACUGCUUUUUUCCAAGGGGAGGGGGCGGGGGUCGGUGAUGGCCCGGGCAAGGCGGAAGAGCAAGAGAGAAGGGCGAUGGAGCGGUGGGUGGGUCUGAUCAUGGAGAUCAAUGAGGAGUUGGAACGGGAGUGCUGGGGGCAGGUGGUCUGGGAUGUCGGGCGGCGGACGGCGUUGGAGAUUCAGUUGGGGUAUAUCAAGUUCGGACGUGGGGUGGAGGAGGCUGAAUUGGUUGGGGUGCCGAUCGAGGAGUAG
Messenger RNA from Aspergillus fijiensis CBS 313.89, 1029 nucleotides. RefSeq lists its product as uncharacterized. The record is from RefSeq and is a predicted model, not a curated record. Lineage: Eukaryota; Fungi; Ascomycota; Eurotiomycetes; Eurotiales; Aspergillaceae. Bases 1 to 1029 code for a protein of 342 amino acids. The transcript is spliced from 4 exons.